CCUCUGGGUGACGGGAAGGCUGGACACUCUCCCGGCCAGGGACCCUAGCGGGACUUGAUUUGGAGGAAGGGCACAGGAAAAGACCGCUACCUAGUUCAUCCUUGAACUGGUUUUCCUCAGCAAUGCUGUUCAUUCUUUGCAUCACUCAACGAAAAGAAUAUCUAUAUCAUGAAUCCACUGUGUGCGAGGUGACUUCACCCUGGGAAGUAAUUCUGAGAAAAACCUUCCUGCCUCGGGCUUGAUUCCACUAAGUAUAUCCCACCUCCAGGACUGGCAGGAGGGGAAAUGGAGGAGGCCAACCUGAGAAAGAGGAGAGAGGAGGAGAAGUCGAUGCAGAGCAACGAACCCAAGACCACAAAUCUCCAAAAGGAGCUGGGCCUGUUCAGUGGCAUCUGCAUCAUCGUGGGCACCAUCAUUGGCUCCGGGAUCUUCAUUUCCCCCAAAUCUGUGCUCAGCAACACGGAGGCUGUGGGGCCCAGUCUCAUCGUAUGGGCGGCUUGUGGGAUUCUUGCGACACUGGGGGCUCUGUGCUUCGCGGAGCUUGGCACAAUGAUCACCAAGUCAGGGGGCGAGUACCCUUACUUGAUGGAGGCCUUUGGCCCCAUUCCUGCCUAUCUCUUUUCCUGGACCAGCCUGUUCGUCACAAAGCCCUCGUCCUUUGCCAUCAUCUGUCUGAGCUUCUCUGAGUACGUUUCUGCGCCCUUCUACUCAGGCUGCAACCCUCCUCAAAUUGUCGUUAAAUGCCUGGCUGCCGCUGCCAUCUUGCUCAUCACCAUAGUGAACGCGCUGAGCGUGCGGCUGGGGAGCUACGUCCAGAACGUGUUCACAGCAGCUAAGCUGGUGAUCGUGGCCAUCAUCAUCAUCAGUGGACUUGUCCUCCUGGCCCAAGGAAAUACAAGAAAUUUUGAAAAUUCUUUUGAGGGCCCAAAACUGUCUGUGGGAGCCAUCAGUCUGGCAUUUUAUAAUGGACUCUGGGCGUAUGAUGGAUGGAAUCAACUCAACUACAUAACAGAAGAACUUAAAAACCCUUUCAGAAACCUGCCCCUGGCCAUCAUCAUUGGGAUCCUGCUGGUGACAGGGUGCUACAUCCUCAUGAACGUCUCCUACUUCACUGUGAUGACAGCCACCGAGCUCCUGCAGUCCCAGGCUGUGGCCGUGACGUUUGGUGACCGCGUCCUGUACCCCGCUUCCUGGGUCGUUCCACUCUUCGUGGCAUUUUCGACCAUCGGAGCUGCUAAUGGGACCUGCUUUACUUCGGGCAGACUUGUUUACGUUGCAAGCCGGGAAGGCCACAUGCUUAAAGUCCUCUCUUAUGUUAGUGUCAAGCGCCUCACUCCAGCCCCGGCCAUCAUCUUUUAUGGCAUCAUAGCAACCAUUUAUAUCAUCCCUGGGGACAUAAACUCAUUAGUCAAUUACUUCAGUUUUGCUGCAUGGCUGUUUUAUGGCCUGACGAUCUUUGGACUGAUUGUGAUGAGGUUUACAAGGAAAGAGCUGGAAAGGCCUAUCAAGGUGCCCAUUUUCAUCCCCAUCUUGGUGACUCUCUUAUCCGUGUUUUUGGUUUUGGCUCCAAUCAUCACCCAGCCUGCAUGGGAGUAUCUCUACUGUGUGUUAUUCAUACUCAGUGGCCUUCUGUUUUACUUCCUUUUCGUCCACUAUAAGUUUCGAUGGGCUCAGAAGAUCUCAAAGGGACAUACAAGGUACCAAAAAGUGAAACCCAACUGCAAGGUGGAGAAGCUGGGCCCUGCGACUGAGCCAGCUCCCUCCUCCAUGUCCUCACCUGUGCAAUCUGGUACCACCCCUCACCUGACAGCGGUGUUACAAACAAGAAUGAAUCUGUUUCCUGCUGAUUAACAAAGUGAAACCAAAACCAAAAUAUGGCUUUAUUAUUUCCCAAGGACUUUUCUCCUUUCUUGAACUAGCUCCCGCUACCCACAACCUCUUUAAGCCCUAAACUGAGAGAGGGCUUGCAGGCACGCUACCGUAGAAAGGAAAGAAAAUGUAUCACUAUCAGAAAAGCUGCCACUUUUCCCCAUGUGUGACAAUGAAUUUGGAUUUGAUCACACUGACAGACAAUCUAGCCCGGGUAACUUACAACCUAAAGUUCCAAAUUACGUCUUCUUUCUCAGCUUUAGAAUAUUUAGGCAAGCUGUUCCCUACAAAAACCGGUAAGAAGUUGGAAUUCAGGAUGUUAAAAGAAUGAACAACGUGCAUUUUAAACAAAACAGGCUUAGUGACUAUCAGAUUAAAUACUCAACCCUGGUCAGUGGUAGUUAAAGACACACAUAUAAUCGAGUCAUCCAUCGUUUUCCUUUGGAGCGAAUGGUUUGGUGGCAAUAAAAAUAAUCAGUAGGUUCCUAAUGCUUUAAUGGGAAAUAACGUCUCUCCCAAGAACCACCGUGGCUCCCAGGGAUGCUCUGCCUCCCUCUGCCCAGCAGGGUCCCGAGUGUGGGCCGUUGGCAGAGACAUUCGGCCAAGGAGGAAGGAUGAGCGCGGCGAAGCCAGCCGUGGGGGACA
Messenger RNA from Vicugna pacos (alpaca), 2514 nucleotides. Lineage: Eukaryota; Metazoa; Chordata; Mammalia; Artiodactyla; Camelidae. The record is from RefSeq and is a predicted model, not a curated record.